AUGGGUUUGUCUACUAGUACAAUUGCAACCAACCCUGGUAUGGUCACCAGAACAGAGUUGAUAGGAAAGUUUCGCCAGGAUCUUGUACGCAAUGACAAGUUACGUAUCUUUCUUACAGUUGAUAAGGAUAAACAAUGGAUAACAGAACAUGAAUUUGCAGAAUACCUUCGGCUUCUGUCCAAAGUAAAUCCCAGAAUAUUAAAGCUCCUAUAUAGCGCAACCAGCAUUCUUGGAGGAUUCCCCUUUCUUGCAAAGUCAGAACAGUUAUCUAGACCAGAGUUAUGGAUCGCUUGCCAGAUCCAUUGUGGAGACCAUGGAUUGUUUGAUUUACAGGAAUAUGCCAAAUUGGUAUUCCAAUCAUUUGCAUUGGCUUCCAAUCUGACUGAUGAUAUAAAGCAAUCAUUGGAAAAGACUAUUCAAGAACCAAAUGAAAAAAAUGCUCCAGAAUGUAUUGAAUCAGAUGAAAAGGAUGUAAGUGCUAUAAUAUCCAGAGAGAGGGGUGAGAGUACUUACAAGUUACCUGAAAAUGCCAGAUGGGAAAGCUACCUUGAGCCGUUGGAAAAGCAAGUCAUGAGAGCUUCAGAUAUGUUACUACUAACAACUCUCUUCUUGAUAGUUAGUGCAAAUGAACCACUUGAUAAGCUCAAUGCACAAGUGUGGAAUACUUAUGAACAAUAUGCCAUGCUGCUAGUACGAUAUGUGGAUGUACAAAUAAAUGCAAAGAAUAUUAAUGAUUAUUGGAUAAACCAAGAUCAAUUCAUUUCCCUCCAACACUUCUUUGGUCUGGUAUUGAAAAAAUUAUUCAAACCUUUAAUUUUGAAGGUACAAGCCAAAGCUGAUUCUGUAAUUGACUGCACUAUACGACAUGCUUUAACUGAGGAAACAACAUUGGUUAAUAACUCCUCUUUUGCAUACAUGAGUCACGCUCUUUCCGGAAUAAUUGAUGUGAAUUAUGAUAAUAUGAUCAAACUAUAUUGCGGUGCUGAAUCUGGCUUUUCUAUUCGGUCUUUGGAAAUGAAGAUCUUUAAAUGGCGUGCUCCAACAAUAUUCAUUAUUGAGGGAAAGAGAAUAUCUGAAAAGGCACAGAAGAGUAACAAAAGGUAUAUUAAUUUUGCCGAACGCUUUCCCUACAAGUUAUCCACAAAGGACUGGCAAAAGAAUGGUGAAACUAUUUGUUACGCAGUAGUGAUGAGAUCGCCGUGGACAGUCUCCAAUAAGAGCAAUUUUGGGGAUAGUGCAACUACAAUUGUUUCCUUAUCCCCAAGAUUUGAUGUUUAUAAGGCUAAAAGGUCUGCCAAUGUAUAUUUCAACACUUUAGGAAUGGGAAUUGGGUUUGGAAAUGAUCAACCAGUUAUUAAGAAUAGUGUUAAAAAAUAUAUUGCUGGUGGCGUUUCAUUGACUCUUGAUUCUACACUUGAAUUUGGCGUUUUUAGACACUUGCUGGGAUCCAAUUCCUUCUUUGAAACCUCUAAUAUAUUACACGAGGAUUUUGAAGACCGACUUAUUAUAACGGAUGUUGAAGUUUGGGGGGUAGGAACAUCGAAAGAACUUCAGGAACAAAAGAGACAGUGGGCAUGGGAGAAGAAAGUAGCUGAAGAGCGACAAAGUGUGAAUAUUCGAAAUAUGGGGGAAGAAAGAGCUUUCUUGGAAAUGGCAGGUGUAAUCGGUAACCAUGGUAGUAAUGGUGGAUCAGUAUAG
Molecule: messenger RNA, 1698 nt
Organism: Lizanozyma spartinae
Lineage: Eukaryota; Fungi; Ascomycota; Pichiomycetes; Serinales; Debaryomycetaceae
Gene: RTC5
Product: TLD domain-containing protein
Exons: 1
Coding region: 1-1698 (565 amino acids)
Source: RefSeq, a predicted model, not a curated record